GUGCCGUGAGUCACGGAGGGCAGGGCCGGGCUGGGCAACCGCACCGCCGCGCUGCCGAGCGCAGGAUGCCCCAGCUCCCCGGGAUGCCCCGGCACCCACGCUGCCUGCGGAGAGGGACGGCGCGCCCGGGACACUGACCGCAAAAUCAGUAUGUGCAUAGAAAAAACACAAAUUUGGCAAAGGAGAGCACUGUGCGACAGGCCCCGGUGAGGCCAGUGUCCCCUGCAUCGGCAGGGACCAGCCGGGGAUGUUUUCCAAACCCAGGGCAGUUUUGCUCCACUCACUGUGUCCGAAUCGUGGCGCGGGUCCGAAUCCUCACCAGCCCCAGGCUCCGCUCAUGGCAUUUGGAGGGAAGCUCAACAGGCUCCAAAAAGCAAACCGAUACCAAUUUUGAAGACUUGGCAAGGGGAAUUUUAAGGACUGCUCUUCUGCGCCAUCACACCCGUCACCAGAUCAGGCACUGGGCUGAAGAGCCAGGCGUGGGAGAGGCUCCCUGCAUUUGAAAAGCAAAAUUUCAUGCAGAAAGGAGCAAAAGGCAACAGCCCAGUGCAGCAUUUGUCCUCCAAAACCUUUAAACUCUCCAUUUUCAGGGUGAUUCGUGAGCGUUGGCCACCCCCUUGGUUGUGCUCUCUCUCAUCAUCACCAUGCGGGUGACAGGCGUGAUCCGGUAUGUGGCACUGCUCAUCACACUGCUGGGCACAUGGUUCAUCGUGCAGACGUACUUUGAUCACAGAUGGAAAGUCAUCAGCCUGCGGAGCUGGCUCGGUACCACCAACAAGCUCAGCAGUGAGCAGCUGCCCCGGCACAAGUGUGGGAACCAGAAGAGCUGCCCCCAGAACUAUUUUGCCUUCAAGAUCAUCAGCGGCGCCGCAAACGUGGUGGGACCCUCCAUCUGCUUCGACAACGUGGUCCUCAUGAGCAGCGUGAAAAACAACAUUGGCAGAGGCCUGAACAUCGCGCUGGUGAAUGGAACAAGCGGGCAGCUCCUGAAAGCUGACAUAUUCGACAUGUACUCCGGAGACAUUAACAAACUGGAUACCUUCCUCCAAGACAUCAAGCGUGGCACCAUCGUGCUGGUGGCCAGCUACGAUGACCCUGCUACAAAGAUGAAUGACAAAGUACGGGCACAGUUUGUGGAGCUGGGCAGCAGCCACGUGAACAACCUGGGCUUUCGGGACAACUGGGUCUUCUUGGGAGCGAAAGGGCUGAAGAACAAGAGCCCCUUUGAAGAGCUCAUCAAAAAUGAUAGGAAGACUAAUAAAUAUGAUGGCUGGCCUGAGAUGCUGGAGCUGGAGGGCUGUGCCCCCAGGAAGAUGGAUUAGCAUCAAGCCCCAGCCUGCUACAGAGGCAAGACCAGUCUUGCGGGGACACCAGCCCCGUCGCAGGGACACCAGCCCCACCACACCAACCCCAGCCCCCCACCGCCCGGUCACACAGCCCAGCAGCGGCUGCCCGCUCCCAGGGACUGGCCGUUUCACAGCAGGAGCUGUGCAGGGCUUGGAGAAGAGCUGUACAAGUGCCUGCAGAGCCUGAGCAAAUGCCUGGCCAGGUUUCAGCUGUGUUGUUCUCAUCUAUGUGUCAAUUUGGGGUAUUUUAUUUUUCUGUCUUUAAACCAAAAGCUUUUUAGAAGGUUUUUCAGAUUUCUUAAAUAAGGUAUCUAAUUAUAAAACACUAUAAAACU
Grus americana (Whooping crane) is the source of this 1681-nucleotide messenger RNA. It is a transcript of the gene FAM3D, whose product is annotated as FAM3 metabolism regulating signaling molecule D. The record is from RefSeq and is a predicted model, not a curated record. Lineage: Eukaryota; Metazoa; Chordata; Aves; Gruiformes; Gruidae. The transcript is spliced from 11 exons. The coding region runs from base 645 to 1322 and encodes 225 amino acids.